Messenger RNA from Conger conger (European conger), 1072 nucleotides. RefSeq names its product mitochondrial amidoxime-reducing component 1-like. Gene Ontology annotation, biological process: nitrate metabolic process. The record is from RefSeq and is a predicted model, not a curated record. The coding region runs from base 1 to 969 and encodes 322 amino acids. Lineage: Eukaryota; Metazoa; Chordata; Actinopteri; Anguilliformes; Congridae. The transcript is spliced from 7 exons. Gene Ontology annotation, molecular function: molybdopterin cofactor binding; pyridoxal phosphate binding; nitrate reductase activity. Gene Ontology annotation, cellular component: mitochondrial inner membrane.
AUGACAAAUGCGUUUAAUGACAACAGACACGCCCUGAUAUAUACUGCUGGAGUCGUUCUGACUGCACUCGGAUUGGGAUUUGGAUAUAUAUUUUUGAAAAAAACAAAAAAGCUUACUCGUGUAGGAGUAGUGUCGCAACUUGUUAUCUACCCAAUUAAAUCUGGGAAAGGAGUAAGUGUGAACACAGCUGAAUGUCUAGAAAUGGGUUUGAAAUGCGGCCAACUAAAGGACCGACAAUGGCUUGUGAUCACCGAAGACGGGAAACAGGUGACGGGCCGACAAGAACCGCGCCUGGUGCUGGUGACAAUGACGAGUGAGGGGGAACAUCUGUAUCUCAACGGGCCCUCCAUGGAGGAACUGAGGAUCCCUCUCAAUCAAAAAGGCAACCCUGUCUUCAACUGCAGGGUGUUUAGUGAUGACAUUCAGGGCAGAGACUGUGGCGACCAGGCCUCUCUCUGGCUCACCCGCUACCUGGACUCUGGCAAGACUUUCCGCCUUGUGCAAUACGAGUCACAAAUGACCCCCAGGAGGCCAGUGAAGAAGGUGCCCCUCUUCCCUGCCAGUGAGAAGGUGAUGUUCUCGGACAUUGCUGCGGUCAUGCUCCUGUCCGAGGCCUCGGUGGCUGACCUGAACACAAGACUGGAACGUGACGUCACUGCAGUCCAGUUCAGACCUAAUAUUGUUGUGAGCGACUGUGGUGCCUUUGCUGAGGACUCCUGGGACCAAAUCCAGAUUGGCAAUGUGCAGCUCCAACGAGUCAUGUCCUGUGGCAGGUGUAUUUUCACGACUGUCGAUCCUGAUACAGGCAUUAUAGACAGGAAACAACCUCUGGAGACUCUCAAGAGUUACCGUCUGUGCAACCCAUCAGAGAAGAAAAUCUAUAAGACCUCCCCGCUGUUUGGACAGUACUUCUGUGUCAAGAGAAGGGGAUAUUUUCAGGUUGGAGAUCCUGUGUACAUAAUGAGCUGAGCUGCACCAUAACCAGGAACCAGGAAAUUGGCUUCAGUAGUAACAAGGAAAAAAAGCAGGGUGAUAUCUGGUGAAAUUACUAAAGAGAACAACUGUGUGGCAG